Molecule: messenger RNA, 757 nt
Organism: Culicoides brevitarsis
Lineage: Eukaryota; Metazoa; Arthropoda; Insecta; Diptera; Ceratopogonidae
Gene: Hou
Product: glucose-induced degradation protein 8 homolog
Exons: 2
Coding region: 65-757 (230 amino acids)
Biological process (GO): proteasome-mediated ubiquitin-dependent protein catabolic process
Cellular component (GO): nucleus; cytoplasm
Molecular function (GO): protein binding
Source: RefSeq, a predicted model, not a curated record
AAAAAAAACAAAGAGCUGCAAACAAAAAGUUUUCUUCAAUUUUUCCCUCUAAACGCUAUCCAAGAUGAGUUACAAUGAUCGAAAUGACGGAAUAUCUACAACAGAAUGGCAGAAUCGUCUUGAAUCGUUUGAAUUGAAGCAAAAUGAUGUAAAUAAACUUAUUAUGAAUUAUUUGAUUACCGAGGGAUUCAAAGAAGCAGCUGAGAAAUUCCAAGCUGAAAGCGGCGUCGAACCAGAUGUUGAUUUGAGCUCCUUGGAUAAUCGUAUCUUGAUACGAGAAGCUGUUCAGGAUGGUCGUAUACAAGAAGCAACACAUUUGGUCAACCAAUUGCAUCCCGAAUUGUUGGAUAACGAUCGAUAUUUGUAUUUUCAUUUGCAACAAUUACAUUUGAUCGAACUGAUUCGUGCCGGGAAAAUUGAAGGCGAAGACGGUGCUCUUACUUUUGCACAAACUCAAAUUUCAGAGGCUGGCGAGAGUAAUCCGGAAGUUUUGAACGAAUUAGAACGUACUUUGGCAUUAUUGGCAUUCGAAAAACCGCAAAAUUCACCUUUUUCAGAUUUGCUCGAUCAAACACACAGACAAAAGAUCGCAAGUGAACUCAAUGCGGCAAUUUUGAAGCAAGAACAUCAAGAAUAUCCGAGUCCCCGUAUGGUGAAUAUCUUAAAGUUGAUUUUGUGGGCACAAACUGAAUUGGAUAAAAGGAAUAUCCCGUAUCCGAAAAUGACUGAUUUGGCAAAUGCUACAAUUGAAAAGUAA